Molecule: messenger RNA, 1136 nt
Organism: Daucus carota subsp. sativus
Lineage: Eukaryota; Viridiplantae; Streptophyta; Magnoliopsida; Apiales; Apiaceae
Product: large ribosomal subunit protein bL21m
Exons: 5
Coding region: 108-914 (268 amino acids)
Biological process (GO): translation
Cellular component (GO): ribosome
Molecular function (GO): structural constituent of ribosome; RNA binding
Source: RefSeq, a predicted model, not a curated record
AAGCAAAACGAGACAACAGGAGUAUGUCCACCAGUAAAUUUGAACAUUGGGGGUAAAACCAAACAUAAAACCCUACUGAAACCCCUCACUCUCUUGACCCAAAUCAAAUGGCUCACAGGCGAGUCUUUCAAACCCUAAUUCGACAUUAUUCCUCACAUUCCCUCAAAAAUCUAAAUCCCAUCCUCCAAACUCUCCCUCGGAUCACUCAAUUUCAGUCUUUUCCCCAAAUUUCUAACCUAAUUUCAUCAAAUUCCACUCCGAAUUUACACACCCAGUUUUCGCGUCAUUUCGCUUCGAAUCGCAGUGAUGAUAGUGAAAGUGAUGAAGAUUAUGAUGAUGAAGAUGAUAGUGAGGAUGAAACGGGGGAGAGUUUAGAUGAAGACGACGUCGUUUCGGGGUCGAGUGGGAAGAGAGAGUACACGGCGGAGGAGAAAGAAAGUGAGGCUGCUGCUAUUGGGUACAAAGUUGUUGGCCCCCUUCAACGUUCUGAUCGUGUUUUUAAAAAUUAUGAGCCUGUAUUUGCUGUUUUUCAGAUUGGGUCACACCAGUUUAAGGUGAGCAACGGGGAUUGUGUCUACAUUGAGAAACUUAAGUUUUGCGAAGUUCACGACAAGAUAAUUCUAAACAAAGUUUUAAUGUUGGGGUCUCCCACUCAAACACUUAUCGGACGGCCAAUAUUACCUGAGGCAACUGUUCACGCUGUUGUUGAAGAACAUGCUCUGGAUGCAAAAGUAAUCAUUUUCAAGAAAAAGAGAAGGAAGAACUAUCGUCGAACAAAAGGACAUCGACAGGAACUGACAAAGUUAAGAAUAACUGACAUACAAGGGAUUGAAAAGCCGGUAACCCCAGUGGUAAUUGAGAAGACCAAAAAGGCAGUGCAGGAAAAGGUAGGUAAAGUAGCAGUUCCAGCAUAGAAAAGGCAUUCUGCUAGGCAUCAUGUGUUAGUCCUUUACUCCUUUUAUCCCCUUUAAUUCGAAUGUCUGAAGUUUAGGGUUCUGGGUUUCCUGGCUGUUUGCAGCAUCUGGUUAUUGUUUGGUCAAAAUAUACAUAUAUGCUGUCCUUUCAAGUAAAAGUUUAGCAUGUGACUUGAUCCUGAAAUUUGUAAUAAAAUUUCAUAAUUUUGAUUUGGACUCUCA